AUGCACUCACUAUAACUCAAAGUGAUAUGCUGAGAUCUUGAGCAGCCAGAACUAUAUUGCCACUCAUGUCUCUGCUUCAUGGUAUUAAUGCCAGACUGGAGUCGCCUCUCAGUGUAGCGCAAGGACGCUCUCAGGUGAAUUAUAUCACGUUUAACCAGGAUGCCUCUUGUGUGGCGCUUGGUCUUGAAAGUGGCUACCGAAUUUACUCUUGCAAACCAAAUAUCUCCAAAUGCUUAAUCUCAAGACGGGAAGAAUCGGUCGGGAUAAUAGAAAUGCUUUACUGUACCUCUCUUGUUGCAAUUGUUGGUUUGGGAGAGGAGGUUGGCUCUCUGCCGAGAAAGCUCAAAAUCCUAAACUCCAAGAGGCAAACGACAAUAUGCGACUUGAUUUUUCCUUCGACAAUCUUGCUGGUGAAACUCAGUCACCAAAGGAUGGUUGUGUUACUUGAAGAGCAAAUUUAUAUUUACGAUAUCAAAAAUAUGAACCUCCUCCAUACGAUUGAGACAUCUCCCAACCUCAAUCUGUUAUGUGCUCUAUCCGACAAUUAUGGUACAACAGGAACCAGUCUCUUAGCAUAUCCAUCACCUCCUAAGACAAUCACACAUGAGUCACUUCUAGUCAACGGUUUGAAUACAAAUGGAGGCUUGCAUUCGGUACAAAACAACAUACAAUCUGUAAGUAAUGCUCCCAAUAGAGUAGGAGACGCCAUCAUCUUUGAUCUAACAUCUUUACAGCCUUUAGCUGUAAUCGAAGCUCACAAGUCCGCAUUGUCAGCAAUGUGUAUAUCUAUCGACGGUUCUUUGCUUGCCACAGCUUCUGACAAAGGUACUAUCGUCCGCGUCUUCAACGUCAAUAGCGGAGUCAAGCUUUAUCAGUUUCGAAGGGGCACAUACCCGACAAAAAUCUUUUCACUUUCUUUUAGUAUUGACAACAAAUACGUUGUCGCUACUAGUUCUAGUGAGACUGUCCACAUAUUUCGACUCGGAGAGAAUGAGCUUUUAGCAAAUAAACAGAAGCAAAGUCGCAACUCAAGGCCUAAGGGCUUUAGUGGGGAAUUCAAGUAUCAAACAAUAGAAGAGGAAAUAGAGGGGCUGAAAUUCUCAAAAGAUGGCGGUGUGCCCUUUUGUGAAAAUGCUUCAUCAAGGUUGCAAGAGGAAGGAGAAAGGUUGAAUACGAAUACAAAAUCCAAUGAACAUCAGUUGGAAGACAAUGAGGACGGCGACAUUACAGAUGAUGCAGACGAAAUUGUGGAAGAUGAUGGAGAUGACAGUGAUGUAGAAGGUGACGACUACAGCGAUGAUGGCAUGAUGGAUCUAUCAAACAAACCCAGAAAGCUAUCUCAAAGCUCAUCGAAUUCCUUUAACAGCCUUACAUCGGGUUAUUCUAAUAUUAGCGGAGGAGAUGAACUAAGGGAUAGAUCUGAACCGAUAAUUGAUCAAAACAGAUUGUCUGUUGCACGUCUUAUACGUCGUUCUUCUCAACAUCUUGGGAGGAAAGCUGCUCAAAAAAUGGGAGACUAUUUACCAUCCCGAUUUUCUUCUAUUUUAGAGCCAACAAGACACUUUGCAUCCUUGAAAUUACAAACAAUGGGAAAAGAUGUAAAGUCAAUUGCAAUUAUUGAUGACAAAUUCCAAGGGGACAAGAAGGUGUUUAAUACUCCUCAUGAUGGUGACGGACCAGACGACUCCGCUAGUUCCACUUUUCCGUCAAACAUUUCUCACUCAAACAUGGAUCCAAAUAUUAUUCACAUCAAUGUGAUAACUUCUGAUGGUUAUUAUUACACAUAUGGGCUAGAUACAGAGAGAGGGGGUGACUGUAUUUUGCUUCAUCAAGACUUCCUUCUUGAUGACUAAAAACAUGUGGUAUUCUAGUAAGGUGGCCAUUUCUUCACAGCUUUAUGCACAUCUAUUUCUCGGAAAAUAAAAAAGAUUAGACCUAAUAUACUUUCCUGUGAUGGUAUGUGAAACAAAAUUGUCGUUUCAUUUAUUAACCUGAUGUCGCAUAAGGAUGCGGAGGGAUUCAGUGGUAUUGUGAAAGUUCGAGUUGACUGACGUGCAACAAACGGCCUUCCCCACCCCAAAAAAAAUAAAAGGAAAAAAAGAAUAUAAGUCUUGAGUUUGAAUGUAAAAGAAAAAAUUUGUAUUUAGAGAUGUUUUUUCAAAGGAUUCAUCUAAAAUAAAAGUGAAUGGAUAAUUACAUGGCUCC
Molecule: messenger RNA, 2205 nt
Organism: Metschnikowia bicuspidata var. bicuspidata NRRL YB-4993
Lineage: Eukaryota; Fungi; Ascomycota; Pichiomycetes; Serinales; Metschnikowiaceae
Product: phosphoinositide binding protein
Exons: 1
Coding region: 66-1853 (595 amino acids)
Biological process (GO): nucleophagy; protein localization to phagophore assembly site; autophagy of mitochondrion
Cellular component (GO): extrinsic component of membrane; fungal-type vacuole membrane; phagophore assembly site membrane
Molecular function (GO): phosphatidylinositol-3-phosphate binding; protein binding; phosphatidylinositol-3,5-bisphosphate binding
Source: RefSeq, a predicted model, not a curated record